Symbiodinium sp. CCMP2456 is the source of this 1893-nucleotide messenger RNA. The record is from the annotation of a GenBank genome assembly. NCBI's taxonomy places the organism in Eukaryota, Dinophyceae, Suessiales, Symbiodiniaceae.
AUGGUCGAGCCGGACGCGGACAUGGCAGCGAUCAAGGAGAUCGAGGACCCAGCUCAUGGAAUGGAAGCUCUUCGCCCGACGACCUCGGAGUCGCCUGGAAUGGAUGGGCGCACUACGAGCAUGGAGGCUUCCAAGGCGGCGAUGGUGAUCGAGCAGCACCUCGCGGCAACGGCAGGGCUUCCGAAAGGCUGCUUGUUCCAGUGUUCUCAGGCGAGGACAGCGAAGACGUCGGUGGCUCCGCCCGGAGUUACCUUAGACAGGAUCGGAAAGGCGUUCUCGGACUUUUUCAGGCGCUUGAAGAGACGGCAAGGACUCGUCCUCUACCAGGCCCUCACCGGAAAGGCGUGGGUCGCGGCCGAGGAACUUUCGGUGCCUAGGCUGGGAUCCGAGGGCGGCGUGGGCUACCUGGAAGAUGAUGAUGAGGAUGGUGCGGCCACUCGGCAAGAGGACAUCGAGCUCGAAGACGGGGUUCCUGAAGAGGUGGCCACCGCGUACGCGACCUACCAGAGUGCGAAGGACCGCUACAAGGAGCAGCAGAAGGCGAGAGGCUUCCACGGCGAUCGCGGUGGCGGAUACAACAAGGACAAUGCGAAGAAGGCCGAGCUCACCCGCGACGAGAAGGUGAAGCUCAUGAAAUCGCGCUCCUACUGUAGCAGUUGCGGGCAAAAAGGACACUGGCACCGCGACCAAGAGUGCCCUAAUCAGGGCGGCGGAGGUGCCGGAAACAGGACGGUGAAGGAAGUGGAAGUGUGCCACCACGUCGCGGCCGAAGUCUUCUCCCUGCGCCAUGAUGGACCGACGCUCUUGGGAAUCACAGACACUGCCUGCGCAAAGGCGGUGGCUGGAACUAUGUGGCUGCAGCAGUACAGCGAUGCACUGGAGAAAGUCAACCAGCGCCCACAGCUGGUGCGCGAAAGCGAGGCUUUCCGCUUCGGUACCGGCAAGGUGCACCACUCCUCGUUCCACGUGGUUCUCUCCUUCAAGAUGGGCCAGCAUGUGGUGGAGAUGCGGACCUCCAUUAUCAACGGUGAUGUGCCCCUCUUGAUGUCGAAGCAAGCGUUGGCCCAGCUCGGGAUGAUCUACGAUGUUGCAGAGAACCGAGCGGAUUUUACCCGUGUCGGGGUCUUUGGAUUUGAUCUCGUCACGACUUCGUCGGGUCACCCGGCAAUUCCCAUAGUACCGGCAAAGCCGGUAAACGACCUCGAACGGCUGGUCAUCGGAGAGACUUCCACCUCGACAGGGCAGCAGUACAUGGCGUUUGCAGUUUCAGUUGUGCAUCAGGCAAAUAGUGGUAACGCACGACAAAGCACUCCAGGCCCAGACUACCACACGGCCCCUCCAUUCCGGAUUUUCCACGAUAAGAAGCUCAGCCCAGAAGUCAAGGAGUUGCUCACUCAGGGACUUCGUCUCGACGCCGGGCACCGAGCUGAUGAAGAUCGGGAGGUACAAGGGCUUCGAGUUCCAGGAAAUUCCCCGUCAAUACGGUAUGUGGGCGGCACGAGAGGUGAGAAUGUCCCNNACCCGCACCCGGAGCUCAUCCGCUACGCGAAAUGGUGGGAGCAGUACGAGUACGAGAUUCACUACGGCGACGGGGACACGCUCGAGGCCAAUGCGACGGUCCCCUACACGGAGGAUGCAACCCAGUGGUCGGUCUCUUCAGGGACCGAGGGGUGGGACAAGGUAUCGGACAAGGGUCGGAGCUAUGCAGCCAAGGAUCUGCCGAUCGACCCCCGGGCCAACAAGAGGGCAACCUCCAGCUCCGGGUACGACCCCGAGGUGAUGAAUGCGAUGGAGGCCGAGAUGGACCCGGCUACCCUGGAGGAGAUCAUCGCGCUGGAGACCAGGCUUGCGACUCUGAAGCAAAAGGCGAAGGCGGCACCAGGGCCAACCAAG